GGUGCCGGCGGCGCGCCCGCCAGCGGCGCGACGGAGACACGGCCGCCAGCGCGCCCGCUGGGGGCGGCGGGGGCGCUGCGGGGGCGGGUGGCGAGCUGUGCGAGGACGGACCGCGACAUGGCCAUGUGUGCUCAGAUCGUGGGCUACUGCCAGCACGCCGACCUCGGGGCCCAGGUGCGUGGGGCCUGCCGGAAGUCCUGUGGCCUGUGUGGCGAUGCCUCCGUGGCAGCGCCCGCCGCCGUGCCGCCCGCCACCGCGUCGGCCACCACGGCGGCGCCCACCACGGCGGCGCCGACCACUUCGGCGGCGCCCACCACCGCCGCGACGGCGGCCGCAGCCAAGACGCCUCCGCCGACGCCCGCGCCCUCCACGGCCGCGUCCACGACGGCCGAGCCCGCGACGCAGCCCCCCACCCUGGCGCCCACGACCACGGCGGCGGCGGCGACCACCGCCGAGGAGGACGCCGCCCCUGCGCCGGCCGAGGCGGAGGAGGAGACGGAGCCCGCGCCCGCGCCCUCGCAGGAG
Molecule: messenger RNA, 525 nt
Organism: Prorocentrum cordatum
Lineage: Eukaryota; Dinophyceae; Prorocentrales; Prorocentraceae
Source: the annotation of a GenBank genome assembly